AUGAUUCAAUUCAAUGGUGAUAAGGGGUUUGAGGUUCUGGAUGGUGCCUUUGGACAGACUAUUGAUAUGGGACACCAAACAUGCAGUUGUAGAUCAUGGCAAUUGAAAGGCAUAGCUUGUGAACAUGCUUGUUGUGCCAUGGUCCAUCUAAAGAAAAAGCCCGAGCACUAUGUCUCUCCCUGGUAUUCCAAAAAUACAUACAUGAAGUCAUAUGCCAAUGUCAUGCAACCAGUGAGAGGAAGGAAAUUAUGGCCACAAUCUAAUUCCCCUGCAAUCCUACCUCCAAUUACCACAAAAAAGCUAGGCAGACCCAAAAAUCUGAGAAGAAAAGAUAGAGAUGAACCACAGAGGCCAGCAUUUGGGAAGUUAUCAAAGAAAGGUGUGAAAAUGACAUGA
Mercurialis annua (annual mercury) is the source of this 396-nucleotide messenger RNA. RefSeq lists its product as uncharacterized. Gene Ontology annotation, molecular function: zinc ion binding. NCBI's taxonomy places the organism in Eukaryota, Viridiplantae, Streptophyta, Magnoliopsida, Malpighiales, Euphorbiaceae. The record is from RefSeq and is a predicted model, not a curated record. The transcript has a single exon. The coding region runs from base 1 to 396 and encodes 131 amino acids.